UCGAAGUUCGGCCUUGACGCUAAUAAUCAAUGUCAAUUUUACAACCAAAUAAAGUGAUAUAAUAAUUGUAAUCAUCCCAAAACAUAAGCUUGAAAAUUAUUUUACAGUUAAAUAGUAGCACUAAAUCAUUACAAUAGGACAAAUUUCCAGUUAUAACAUUUUUUAAUUGACGUUGAUAUGGAGAAAGAAGAUAUAUUUUUGCAAGUAAGUUUAGAAAGGCCUGUUUAUGAACAAGAAGCCUUAAAUAGAGAUUAUCAGUAUGAAAAACCAAAAACACCUGUAUUUCAAAAUGCAAUAAAUAAUAUAAAAUCAACAAAUUGGAAGUCGUAUUUUAUGUCUGCAAUUCCAACUAUAAGUUGGUUAAAAAAAUAUAGAUGGAAAGAAAAUAUAAUAUCGGAUAUAAUAUCUGGUUUAACAGUAGCAAUUAUGCAUAUUCCUCAGGGGAUGGCUUAUGCACUUUUAGGAAAUGUACCACCAGUAGUUGGUAUAUAUAUGGCAUUCUUUCCUGUUUUAGUAUAUUUUUUCUUUGGUACAUCUAGACAUGUAUCAAUGGGAACAUUCGCCGUGGUUUGCUUAAUGACUGGGAAAACAGUGACGACUUAUUCGGUAUCACACAAUGAAAUUAUAAAUCCGAAUGCUACAAAUGCAACGUCCGAUCAUCCCGAAGAAUAUUUAUAUACACCCAUACAAGUAGCAACAGCAGUUACAUUAAUGGUUGGGAUAUAUCAGAUCGUAAUGUAUAUAUUUCAUUUGGGUAUAAUAAGCACAUUACUUAGCGAACCUUUAGUCAAUAGUUUUACGACCGGAGCAGCCGUUUAUGUCUUAACAUCUCAAAUCAAAGAUUUGUUAGGUUUAAAAAUACCAAGACAAAAAGGAUAUUUUCAACUUAUUUUUACAUUGAUAGAUAUAUUUAAAGAUAUACAGAAUACAAAUUUGGCUGCUGUAAUCGUAUCAUUGAUAACUAUUAUCGUUCUUGUUUGUAAUAAUGAAUUUUUAAAGCCUUGGGCAAGCAAAAAGUGCAGUAUCCCAAUACCAAUUGAAUUGAUAGCAGUUGUGAGUGGAACAUUAAUUUCGAAAUAUUUUUAUUUGUCUGAGAAAUAUAGUAUUCGAGAUGUAGGUGAUAUUCCAACUGGAUUGCCAACACCACAAAUACCAACGUUUGAGCUGUUACACUUGGUAGCGAUAGAUAGUAUCGCUAUAACUAUGGUUUCUUACACCAUAACUAUAUCGAUGGCCUUAAUAUUUGCACAAAAACUUAAUUAUAAAAUUGACUCGAAUCAAGAACUUCUUGCUAUGGGUCUGAGUAAUAUAGUGGGAUCUUGUUUCUCAUGCAUGCCAGUAUCAGCAUCUUUAAGUAGAUCUUUAAUUCAACAAACUGUCGGUGGCCGAACACAAAUAGCUAGUAUUGUAUCUUGUUUAAUAUUACUUACUAUUCUGUUAUGGAUCGCUCCGUUUUUCGAACCUUUGCCACGAUGUGUUCUGGCAUCAAUUAUUGUUGUAGCGUUGAAAGGAAUGUUUCAGCAAGCCAAUCAACUUAUGAAAUUUUGGAAAUUAAGUAAAUACGAUGCGAUCAUUUGGAUCGUGACGUUCUUGAUAGUAGUAAUAGUAAGCAUUGACAUUGGUUUACUAAGUGGAAUAAUAUUGUCACUUGGAAUUAUUUUAUUGCAAAGUCUUAGACCGUAUACUUGUUUAUUGGGACAUAUACCAAACACGGAUUUAUAUUUAGAUUUGAGUAGAUUCAAAACGGCAGUAGAAAUUCCUGGAUUAAAAAUAUUUCAUUAUUGUGGAACUUUGAACUUCGCGAACAGCGAUUAUUUUAAAUCGGAAUUAAACAAGUUGAUCGGUAUAAAUCCACAAAAAGUUAUCGAACAGAAGGCUAAGUUAAAAGAAAAAGGGAUUUAUAUGGAUACACAAGAUUCAGAAGAUAUACAAGAGCUAAGGUGUAUAAUAAUGGAUAUGAGCGCGUUAAGUUAUAUCGACUCUAGCGGUGUAAGCACUUUGCACUCGACGAUAAAAGAUUUCCAACAAAUUGAUGUACAUUUUUAUUUUGUUAAUUGUACAAGUCCUAUCUUUGAAACCAUUAAAAGAUGUGACUUGUAUCUACAUGGAAAAUUUACGCUUAAGAUGUUUGCGACUAUACAAGAUGCUAAAACGUAUUUUGAAAAGGAAAUGUGCUUAAGGUAUUGAAAAGGAAACGUUAGAAUGUACUUAUCUUUGGUAAACAUACUUUUAUGUUAUCUUAUUUUUAAUGUGAUAUUGUUACAUGACGUAUUUAAAUAUUGUACUAAAUUUUUAAUAAAUUAUAAUGGUGUUUGAUUGGGAAA
Molecule: messenger RNA, 2324 nt
Organism: Osmia lignaria (orchard mason bee)
Lineage: Eukaryota; Metazoa; Arthropoda; Insecta; Hymenoptera; Megachilidae
Product: prestin
Biological process (GO): transmembrane transport
Cellular component (GO): membrane
Source: RefSeq, a predicted model, not a curated record